Messenger RNA from Globicephala melas (long-finned pilot whale), 582 nucleotides. It is a transcript of the gene GUCA1C, whose product is annotated as guanylate cyclase activator 1C. The record is from RefSeq and is a predicted model, not a curated record. Lineage: Eukaryota; Metazoa; Chordata; Mammalia; Artiodactyla; Delphinidae. Gene Ontology annotation, molecular function: calcium ion binding; calcium sensitive guanylate cyclase activator activity.
AUGUUGGGGAAUAGCGAAUCUAUAGCUGGUGGUGAGACAGCACCUCCUGCAGAGACCUGUGUGUGGUACAGAAAACUUAAAAUGCAAUAUCCAUCCAGUGUGCAAACACUGUGUGAGUUUAAGACAUGCUUGCGUCUGCAAGGUCUGAAUCAAAAAGCCAGUCAACGUGUUGAUCAAAUCUGUAAUACCGUUGACAAGAACAAAGAUGGAUGUAUUGCUGCUGUAAAUCUAGUAGUACAAGGAAAAAUGAAGCAAAUUCUCCAUGAUGCAGAUGGAAAUGGUUCUAUUGACAAAAGGGAACUACUGAACAUCUUCGUGGCACUACAAGCCCUCAAUGGCCAGCAAACUCUGAAUCUUGAAGAAUUUACCAACUUGGUAUUCCAUAAGAUGGAUACAAACGAUGACAGCAAAGUAGCUACUUACCUUGGUCUCACUUUUCUUACUGAGCAGGAAAUUGACUUUAGAAGAAUUUAUCAAUGGCAUGGAAAAAGAAUAGCAUCUUCUGGAGGUUGUUUCCAAGAGUUACGACCUUUCCAAUGUACUGAAAGUAAUCUGUGUUGGGAAACAGCCAGACAGACAUAG